This is a messenger RNA of Chelonia mydas (Green sea turtle), 7293 nucleotides long. It is a transcript of the gene KCNC4, whose product is annotated as potassium voltage-gated channel subfamily C member 4. Gene Ontology annotation, molecular function: protein binding; delayed rectifier potassium channel activity. Gene Ontology annotation, cellular component: voltage-gated potassium channel complex; neuronal cell body membrane; axon. Gene Ontology annotation, biological process: potassium ion transmembrane transport; protein homooligomerization. The coding region runs from base 4733 to 6526 and encodes 597 amino acids. The transcript is spliced from 5 exons. The record is from RefSeq and is a predicted model, not a curated record. NCBI's taxonomy places the organism in Eukaryota, Metazoa, Chordata, Testudines, Cheloniidae.
CCAGCUCCCUUCUCUCUAAGGGGUGAGAUUUAUUUCUCCGAAUCCAUUGUCUCCCAUUUGUUCCCUGCAGGACCCAACCUGCUCCCUGCAGGUCUUGCUCCAGAGGAAAUGCUUGUUGGCCUUUGAGCUUAGCACUUCGAUCUUUGGGUUGUCAUCUGGCCUGUGACCUCCUAACUUGGGUGACAGGUAAUUAGUCACAAGGGGGGUAACCCCAGCUCUCUUCAAGGGCCAUCCCAGCCUGGGAUACUGCCCAUUUCCUAGCCCUGCUGUAGCCCCAGGAAGCACGAGGGACUGAAACCCUCUGAGAACAGAGCAGCCUUUCACGACAAGCCACUGCGUUCCCCACAGCUGUCUCCUCUCUGAUUCAGGCUUCACCAGGUACACCCGUCACAACAACAAUAUCAAUGCCCCUCUGCUAUGCUGUAGCAGAUAUCCGGGUCCUCCAGCUCAGUUUCCUGUUGGAGAAGAAAUCAAUGAUAUGGAGCCAGGGUAUUUUCUUAGUGGAGCUUGUUUAUUUAUGCUAUAUACACCAGUCCUGGAACAGAGAUGGUCACAAGCAGCAUGCAAGCAAUCUCCUCUUUCAAGAAUCUCAGCCCAAACACUGAUGCCCAGGUCCCAGGGACGACUCAGUCCUGAGAACUGACUCUAGUUAGAGAGAUUCAGGCAGAGAGCAAACUUUCCUGCAACGAGCAACGGCUGCCCUGAGGCAAACCUGUGUGACAAAAACAAAUAGCAAAAGAGCAUGUCUUCAAAGACUGUACAUUUGCUCCUACACUGAGACAGGGGGAAGAAACUCUGUGUAAGACUGUAUAACAGGGACCCCUGGUGACUCCUGCAAGAACAGUUAUUUCCUUUAAAGCAGAAUAAUCCAUCCCACUGCAACUGCGUUCAGAAGCAUGUAAAUACAUCAUCUGGAAUUUAAACAGGACAGUGGGGUUAAUACACCUCUCCUACUCUAUGGGAUCUUUAAUGACCAAGUGGGCCCGACCUCAGUUUCACAUCUCAUCUGAAAGAUGAGUGAGACACCUUCCUUCAUCCUUCUGAUGUAGAUAAAUUGAGUUCUAUGCAGGUAAGGGCACCUCUUGGGGGAGACCAUAUAUGCUCACUGUCUUUCUGCAUGUACAUUAAAGAUCUGAUGGCAUUUUUGGACAGAGUACAGGCUGGCACAGGUGUCCUUGGCCAAAAGUUCCCUCCCUCCUCCUGAUGUGAGCUAGUCUUCCGGCGGGCUGCUUCCCUGCACCCCAGAGGAGGCUGCAAUCCAGUAGUACCCCAUGAGUAUGGGUUCCUCAGUGCAUUAAGAUCUCUUGGGAAGACAGGCACUACAUAAAUGUAAAAUAUUGUCAUUUUGGGUCCCAUCCCACAGCUUUCACUCCUACUUCAUUCUGGCCAACCGUCCAUUAAGGAUGGCAGGGUAUAGCCUGUUAGGACAGAUUUAUUAUGCAUAGAAAGGGGAGAGUUUGUUUUCCAUAGCAGCUUUCCCAGUCAAAGCAUCCCAGGGCCUGAUCCUCAGCUGGUGUAAAUCAGGGUAGCUCCAUUGACUGCUACAACGUGAUGCUGAUUUACACCAACUGAGGAUCUGGCCCCCAAAGGGCAGUAAGUGAACCAUAGAUGGGGGGGAUACUUUGGGUGUAAUACUGCCAUUGAUUUUUUUUUUAAUAUAUACCUGAUCCAUAAUUGAACAUCUUUCUCUCAGGCCUAAGGGCCAAAUUACAUUCAUCCUUCUGUGGAUACGCAAAGCGGCGUGCCAGGUACCUCCAACCCCAUGCAGGAGGUAGCUGUACUUGGGCUGCGGAUGCUAAAAAGAGCAAAGGAGGGAGGGGCCAGCACUGCCAGGGAGGUGUAUUUGGGACCAUGGGCUGGCCACCACCACCCCACACACCCACCAGCCAGGGGCCUCAAGGGAACAGGAAGUGAGUGCAAAUUGCCCCUUUCCCUCACUUUGUAUUAAGUGCUCUCUGCAUGGCAUAUUACCCCCUUCCUUCUCGGCUCCUACACGAUGACCCCCUGGCUGGGUUCUCAGGAGGAAUUGCACCAAGGAGUUCUGGAGAUAAAAGUACCAUCUGCGCCAUUCAUCGCUUCCCUGCAGAGACAGCAGCGCCAGGUGGACCAUUCUGGAUCUCCCCUCUGGCUGUGGGCUGGAUCCCAGAGCCCAGUACGCUUAAGGGAAAGCCUUCGCUCCCUGAGCUCUGGGGUUACCCUUAGCCCCGCCCCAGAGAGCCUCCAGCAAGCCCCGGCCUCCCACUCAGCCCAAACUGCCAGCAGGCUACGGUGGGGAUCCUACAGACCCGGCUGCACAAUCCUAAAGGCCCAGAGAUGACUAUGUAGGUAAACAUGGCACCAGUAAGCUGCUGAUUUAUAUGGGUCGAUUUGCAGAGGGGCUGGGCACUCACAGUGCCGGUCAGGUCAUGAGCAAAUUGCUCACCCAGGACCUUGGGCACUGGCCUUGGCAAAGGAGUUGUCCCUUAUUCGUUUCCCAAAAGGUGCUGGGGCUCCUUAGCUUCUCCCUGGACAGUCACUAGAAAGCACCCAAAGGAAGGUUUUGAUGGGAGGCCCCAUCCAACAUCUGGCAGUCCAGCUUUCCCCUGGGGGAGUAUUUUCAGCCUAAAGUGCCUGGUGUUGGAUUUCCCAUGGGGUGGGGGGACCCCCACCCGCAAUUCUGGCAGGGGGUCAGCCCAGGCACGUUCUGAACCCUCCUCAAAUUUCCCCUGGCCUGUCACGACAUCUUGAAAAAUACCCUGGGAGGGAUAACGAGCCCUUUGCCUGGCAGGGCGCAGCGAGCCGGGAGGGAGGGCGUGCCAACGGGCAUGGGCUGGCACAUCCCAGGCCGGCACUCCAGGGCAUUAGGGAGAGCAGGAGACUAUCUGCUGACUGUCUCCUGAGAAGGUCACAUUGGGCUGCGUGGAUUUACACCAGCUGAGGAUCUAGCCCAUUCUGUCUGCUCCUGGCAUCUGUUAGUCAGGCUGUGGAUGGAGCUGGCCUGGCAAAGUCGGUGGGUCUGUUUUUAACUCCAGCCUCUGAUCUCCCUGGGCCGGUGCCUCCAGAGAUCUCCGCUGCCUUUUCCCCAGGGAGAGCAUGACAUUCCCACCCCUCCCUGGAGCGUGGCCAGGCUUAAUUCAUGGGGGGUAACGUGUUGGGAGACCCCCAGAUGGUCCCGGGGUGUAAGCCCCCUAGCCGGGUAGAGGUGGACGAGGGUGGGUAGGGGCGGGCUGGACUGAUCAAUACAAGGCGCGCUGAAGGCGGGGCGGGAAGGGUUAACCAGCUCGGAGGAGAGGAGAGAGGGGCUGAGCCUGGAAAGGCAGGAGCCGCGUAUAAAAGCAACAAGCAGCCGACGGCGUUUCAUCAACCCAGCCCCCAAACAGGGCUGUGCCGCCGCCCGCGGGUCUCGGAUCGGCCCCCACCCCAGACGCAGCUGCCACCUGCAGCGCUCCCUCGCUGGCGCCCUGCAGGGAAAGGUGGCGAGCCCAGAGAAGGAGCAACAGAUCUCCCUGCCCCAGCCCCGGGAAGCCAGCGCCUGCUGGGUGAUGCAAGAGGAUACUCUGGGUGUGAGGAAGCUGCAGCUGCCACAGGCCAGCCCAGCGCCCCCCGGAUCGCCUCCUUCCCUCCCUCCCUCCCGCCGAGCCAAAAAGUGACCGUGAGUUGGCAGCCAGCGAGGAACAAGCGGCUCCUGGAUCCCACCCAUCCACGCGAGCGAGCUCGUCUCGGGGCUGAAAAAAAAACAAAAAACCCAACCCCCAGCCUCGGAGACAGAGACAGACAGAGCCCGGGCAAGUCUCCUGGUCCUAGCAAGUGUGUUUACAUCCCCUCCGCCUGCAACUGACCCAGAUCCCAGAGACUCCCAAGCCAGCCCUCGGCUCUCUUCUCUCCCCGAAGCGCGCCUGGAAGGGGAAUCCAGCCCAGCUGGGGGGAGGGCGUGUUUCCCCCCCAGCCUCAAGCCAGGAUCCCGGUGCAGCCGGUGCUGUCUGCUGGGGAGCGGAUUCUAUGGAGUGUCUGACAGCAGAUGAAGGGGGAAUAGAAGAAACCAAAGCCAGCCGUUCUUGUUGGUCCUUAAGCCUGUCUUGGAGGGGAGUAUAAACACAGGGAACCAACUCCUCUAAAUAUAGCCAGGAUCAGGUAUCUACUCCUCUUGUGUAUGAGAGAGAGAGAGAGAGAUCUUCCUGGAGCAUCGCUCUGAAUCAGUUUCCUUCCCGCUCUUCCAAACUUUCAGAUCGAUCUUAAAGCAGAGCAAAGCUCUCCCAUCUUUUCCCAAAGACUCUGAUUUUUGGAUUGAUUGAUUUUUGCCAUCGCCAGCAGAGAGAGGAAGACAGACACUUGCUGCCGCUGUUGAAAUCUCUCUGUCUCUCUCUUCCUCAGAUUUAUUUUUGUGGCUUUCCCAACAGCCACAUCUAUUUGUUCCCCGAAUCGAAGUGCCUUUUGCCGCUACUUUCCAGCUUGCAGCCCGGUGGCACAAGCUUCUGUCACUGUUCUUCUCUUCCCGGUGGGGAUUUCCUCGUUGCGGCUUCCUGGUGUUUGGAGCAAGGGCACCAGGCCUUCGUAUUGCCCCCUUCUUUCUCCCCAAAGCAGCCACCUGCGCCCAGUCUCCUCCUCCAGAGAGAGAUCCAUGAGGCAGCCAAAGGGCAGAGCUGUCUGAGGUUGGGGAGAGAGAAAGCUGAGCUCCCCCCCACAAUCGCCCUUCCGUCCCAGCUCCUUGCUCAAGGAAGGGUGUUUAGAGGGCAUUUCCCAUCCACCUAAAUCUAUGAUCAGCUCGGUGUGUGUCUCAUCGUACCGUGGACGCAAGUCUGGGAACAAACCACCCUCCAAAACAUGCCUGAAGGAAGAGAUGGCCAAAGGGGAAGAGUCGGACAAGAUCACCAUCAACGUAGGGGGCACCAGGCAUGAGACCUACAAGAGCACCUUGCGGACGUUGCCCGGCACCCGCCUGGCUUGGCUGGCCGACCCCGAUGCCCAGAGCAACUUCGACUUCGACGGCAAGAGCAAUGAGUUCUUCUUCGACCGCCACCCGGGCAUCUUCUCCUAUGUGCUCAAUUACUACCGCACGGGCAAGCUGCACUGCCCCGCUGACAUCUGCGGGCCCCUCUUCGAGGAGGAGCUGACCUACUGGGGCAUCGAUGAGACCGACGUGGAGCCCUGCUGCUGGAUGACCUACCGGCAGCACCGGGAUGCCGAGGAGGCGCUGGACAUCUUCGAGAGCCCCGAGCCCGGGGCAGGAGGAGAGGAGGCCGAGGAGGAAGGGGGCAGGGAGAUGGCCCUCCAGCGCUUGGGCAUGGACGACCGGUCGCCGGGGGCUGCUGGGGCCACGGGAGGGCGUGGAUGCUGCCGCAACUGGCAGCCUAGGAUGUGGGCGCUCUUCGAGGAUCCCUACUCGUCCAGGGCAGCAAGGAUAGUUGCCUUCUCCUCGCUCUUCUUCAUCCUGGUCUCCAUCACGACAUUCUGCCUGGAGACUCAUGAGGCCUUUAAUAGAAAUGUCAACGUGACUGAGACGAUGGUGGUUGGCAACACCACAAAGGUUCUGCUGACGAAUAAGGUGGAGACAGAGCCCGUCCUCACCUACAUCGAGGGGGUGUGCGUCCUGUGGUUCACGCUGGAGUUCCUGGUGCGCAUCAUUUGCUGCCCAGAUAAGCUGCUCUUCAUCAAGAACCUGCUCAACAUCAUUGACUUUGUGGCUAUCUUGCCCUUCUACCUGGAGGUAGGCCUCAGUGGCCUGUCCUCCAAGGCUGCCCGGGACGUGCUGGGCUUCCUGAGGGUGGUCCGUUUCGUCCGGAUCCUCCGGAUCUUCAAGCUGACACGGCACUUUGUGGGGCUCCGGGUGCUAGGCCACACACUCCGGGCCAGCACCAAUGAGUUCUUGCUCCUCAUCAUCUUCCUGGCCUUGGGGGUCUUGAUCUUUGCUACAAUGAUCUACUAUGCCGAGCGGAUUGGGGCCAAGCCAUCCGACCCCAGCGGCAGUGGCCACACUCACUUUAAGAACAUCCCCAUUGGGUUCUGGUGGGCGGUGGUCACCAUGACAACAUUGGGCUAUGGUGACAUGUACCCCAAGACCUGGUCGGGCAUGCUGGUGGGGGCGCUGUGUGCCCUGGCCGGGGUACUCACCAUCGCCAUGCCGGUGCCUGUCAUCGUCAACAACUUUGGCAUGUACUACUCACUAGCUAUGGCCAAGCAGAAGCUCCCAAAGAAGAAGAAAAAGCAUAUACCCCGUCCAGCCCCACUGGACUCCCCCACAUACUGCAAGUCCGAGGACAACUCGCCCCGCAACAGCACGCAGAGCGACACCUGCCCCCUGGCAGCGGAGGAGGUGGUGGUGGAGAGAAAGCGAUCAGACUCCAAGCAGAAUGGCGACGCCAACACCGUGCUGUCAGACGAGGAGCAGCCCCUCUCGUCCUCGCAUGAGGAGAAACGGCCGAUGAGGCGCUCCAGCACCAGGGACAAAACCAAGAAAGCGGCCACCUGCUUUCUGCUGAAUGCCGGCGAUUUCCCCUGCGCGGCCGACAGCGGCAUCCGGAAAGGUACAGGACUGUCGAAUCCCCUGUGACUCCCUUGGAAGCUGGGAUUUGCUCAGACCAUUUGCCGGGUCGAAAUGUACCCAGGACGGGCAGGCGAGGGAAGAGGGGGACGAGACCGGAUUCCCCCGCCGCGCUGUAACCUUGCUUGUUGUGCAUGUGUCGUACGACCAUCUGUCUGACGUAUACCAUGGUCCCUGCCCCGCCCCCACUGACGAUGCCAUUCACGACUCCCGUGCUGUCCGUCCCGACGCACCCUCUCGCUCCCCUCCACUUGUUGACUGACCCGUUGGCUGGCGUGAUUGCUGUAGUAACUUAGACGGCGCCCAGAUCUCGCCGCAGACGACCAUCGCGGGGCGUCAGCAGCUCAUCACGGGCGCCCUGUCGCAGGCACCAUCUGUGCUCUCACCGUGUCCAUCCGCCGAGCGGUAGCUGUGGACCAUUAUUUUCAGACUCUGUGACGUUUGCUCCGGCCUCCUCCAAUGUACAGAUUCCUUCUCUAGAAGAGGCAGCUCCUGGGAUUGGUUUGGGACCCAUUGGACGAUGGCUCCGGAGGUGCAUGGGGGUGGGGGGAAGAAGCCCCCAAGAAGUCCAAGUUGCAAUACUAGAGUAGCCAAUGACUGAGUGCAAUAGCAGAGACCAGGUGGACCAGCUGGCCUGAUAUGGCCAGCUUCUUUCUAAUGCUGUUACAUAUCUCCGUGACCAAGGCAAUACUAAUCCCAUUACCUUAUAUGCUGUACACAUGCCUCUUCCUGUCAAGCAGUACUAGAGUUCUAAUAAAGAGAUCUGGGAGCUGAAA